This is a messenger RNA of Lagopus muta (rock ptarmigan), 2161 nucleotides long. RefSeq names its product deoxycytidine kinase (gene DCK). Gene Ontology annotation, biological process: nucleobase-containing compound metabolic process. Gene Ontology annotation, molecular function: ATP binding; deoxycytidine kinase activity. The transcript is spliced from 7 exons. Bases 123 to 896 code for a protein of 257 amino acids. Lineage: Eukaryota; Metazoa; Chordata; Aves; Galliformes; Phasianidae. Gene Ontology annotation, cellular component: cytoplasm; mitochondrion. The record is from RefSeq and is a predicted model, not a curated record.
CGGCAAAUUCGAACGCGGGCGCGGGCCGGGCGCGAGCGCGGCGGCGGAAGGGGCGACGGUUAUUUCCGUUGCGUCCGUUAGCGGCUGGAGCGAGCGCGGCGCGCGCCUCUGCAUUCGGCUCCAUGGCGACUCCCCCCAAGCGCGGGCGGCUGGAGGGCAGGGUUAAGAAGAUCGCCGUCGAGGGCAACAUCGCUGCUGGAAAAUCAACAUUUGUGAAUAUUCUCAAACAGGCUGAUGAGGGAUGGGAAGUUGUUCCUGAGCCUGUAGCUAGAUGGUGCAAUGUUCAACAAAACUCUGAAGAGGAUUAUGAGGAACUGACUACGUCUCAGAAGAGUGGUGGAAAUGUGCUUCAGAUGAUGUAUGAGAAACCAGAGAGGUGGUCUUUCACUUUCCAGAUGUACGCGUGUCUCAGCAGGAUUCGGGCGCAGCUCAAAUCCAUUGAUGGCAAACUCAGAGAGGCAGAGAAUCCUGUGGUGUUCUUUGAGCGAUCUGUCUACAGUGACAGAUAUAUCUUUGCAGCUAAUUUGUAUGAGUCUGACUGUAUGAAUGAAACUGAGUGGACUAUUUACCAAGACUGGCAUGACUGGAUGAAUAAGCAGUUUGGUCAAAGCCUAGCACUGGAUGGGAUUAUUUAUCUCAGAGCUACUCCUGAGAAAUGCUUAAAUAGGAUUUACUUGCGUGGAAGAGAUGAAGAGCAAGAAAUUCCUAUUGAAUAUCUGGAGAAGCUUCACUACAAACAUGAAAGCUGGCUUCAGCAUAAGACACUGCGAACAGAUUUUGAAUAUCUACAAGAAAUACCUAUUUUAACAUUAGAUGUUAAUGAAGACUUCAAAGGCAAGAAGGACAGAUAUGAUCACAUGACUGAAAAGGUGAAGGAAUUUUUGAGCACAUUAUAAUCCUCUUUGAAGCACAGACGGGGCCAAACUGUUCCAAACAUCUGUGUGAUCAAAGUCUGAAGUAAAACUUCUGCUUUUAUAUAAUGCCUCUGGAGAGGCAGGACUCAACUCUUUUGAAUUAGUUGAGAGAAACAAGCAAACUUUGUGGAUAGAGAAAUUAUUAAAUAAAUUAGUAGAUCUAUUCAAUAUUAUGCCAAGUAGUACGGACAGAUUGUGAACAUAUUAGAGUCCUGAGAGCUACUGGAUAUUCUGGCUGUUUAUUAAUCAGACCAAUAAGUUCUUCUGGAGUAUUUUACUGUAUUCUUUUUUUUUUAAUUUAUUUUGUGCCCAAUAGUUAUUUAAUUUUCAAGAAUAUAGUGGGGUUUUUUGGAUCUCUUGUGAAGUAUUUUAGUGGAGUUGACUUGUUUCUUAUGUCUUAUUUUCUGAGGAAGAAAACAUAACAAAACAUCACUGGUGAGGGAAUUUUAAUAUAACCAGGAGUUUUAUAUUACAAGGUAUAUAAAAAGUCAUCUAACAGUUUUGAUAGGUGAAGUUUGCAGAAUGCACUGAACUGAAACAAAUCCAAAUGUCUGGAAUGCUGUAGAUGUGGAAUUUUGAUUUUAAUCUAUGUUUUCAUUUUGCACUGCAAGAUAGGAUAUGAAGAGGCUUUCAGUUCUCUAGCAUGUGUUGGUUUUUUUUUCCCCUCAACUCUUCAUAAUAUAGAACUGGUUUUGGUUGUUGGUAAGUUCCUCUUUUCCUGUAGAGGAGUGUGGUUCUCAUGCAGCAAAUGAAAGAAGAAAAUCUUGUGGAUGAUGAUCAUCUCGAAAUGAACUGUUUCUAAACGUUUGCUUAACCAGUUUUUGAAUGUCAGUGGCUUUCUGCUUCUUCAUUUGUUUGCUGGCUGUUAUACGUAAUACUGCAAUUUUUGGUAUAGGCGGUCCUUAGCCAUCAUCUUGUAGUAAGAAGGGGAGAACUUUGUGGAGUAACUGUUCUAGUGCAUUUUGUUUCAUUAACUGAGUCGAUUUUGUUUCAGGUAUAGAAAAUAUAAACUCUACAGGGUGUGAAUCUUUAGUGUCUUAUGUGCUAUUUUCUGCAGCUCUAGACACUUCUGAGUGAUUGCACAGUUGGCUUUUGAAUGCAACACGUUCAUUGUAUGUAAAGCAUUUUAUUGUCUGUUGUGACGCCUGUGUAACUUCCUUAUUUGUGAGGAGACUUCUUCGUUUGUCAUUGGAAUUGUGCUAGCGUUCUCCAGCUGUUGACUGAAAAAUAAAAAUGGUUGGAAAGAC